CAUAAUUAGAAAAUUAAAGCCAAUGGAAUGUUUCCUUAAGAAAAUCAAUUCUUUUUUUUUUCCCCCUUUUUUUCCGAAGAGAAGAAGAAAAAGGACUUUUGGUGGGCUUUACAAGUCAACCAAUACCAUACCAGAGGAGACGACGAUCUGAACAAAAUAGUGGAAGCAACCUCGAAAUUCAGCUCCAAAAUUUCUCCUCUCAUCUUUUCUGAUUUGCGUUUUUACUCUUUCAGAACCCAAUCCCGUUUUUCCCAGUAUAACAACAAAAAAAUCAAUCUUUAUUUUGUUACUUUUUUACUACCUAAAAAUCAUUGCUUUUUUGCUCCAAGGUUCCAAUCUUUUGCCUUCAAAUUUAUUCUUAAUUCGCCCUUAAUCCAAUCAUAAAGUUGUAAUCUUGAUCUGGGUUUCGUAUAUUCUUAGCUCUGGAAAAAGUGGGAAGAUAUGGGAGGUUGUUUCAGCAAGAAAAAGUAUCCUCCAUCAGGCAUCAAUGGACAUAGAUCAGGCGGCUCCGCCACCAAUACCGGCUCUACCGGCGGCGGCUACCAAGAUAAUUACCAAAAGCCCGCUGUUCAUCAGUAUACUCCUCCGCCGCCAUCGUCCACCGUUCCUCCGAAGCCAUCAUCGCAGCCUCAUACCCACCGGCCUAAUCCGAAUCCAGUGCCUGGGGCUGCAAAUUCAAAUGCUGCAUUUAGUAACAAUUACAGUAAUACUAUACUGGGGAAGCCAUUUGAGGAUGUGCGGGCCCACUACACACUCGGAAAAGAGCUUGGGAAAGGGCAAUUUGGGGUGACUUAUUUGUGCACUGAGAAUUCAACUGGCCACAAAUAUGCCUGCAAGUCAAUACUGAAGAGGAAGUUGGUGAGCAAGAACGAUAAGGAGGAUAUGAAAAGGGAGAUUCAGAUAAUGCAGCAUUUGAGUGGCCAACCAAACAUUGUAGAAUUCAAAGGUGCUUAUGAGGAUAGGCAAUCAGUUCACAUUGUGAUGGAGCUUUGUGCUGGUGGUGAGCUUUUUGACAGGAUAGUUUCAAGGGGGCAUUACUCUGAGAGGGAUGCCGCUAAUAUUACUAGACAAGUUGUGAACGUCGUUCACAUUUGUCACUUUAUGGGGGUAAUGCAUAGGGAUCUCAAGCCUGAGAAUUUCUUGUUGGCUAGCAAGGAUGAGAAGUCCAUGCUCAAGGCCACGGAUUUCGGGCUCUCAGUCUUUAUUGAAGAAGGGAAGGUGUACCGUGAUAUUGUUGGUAGUGCGUACUAUGUUGCCCCUGAAGUCCUGCGACGUAACUAUGGAAAAGAAAUAGAUAUUUGGAGUGCUGGUGUUAUUUUAUAUAUUCUACUUAGUGGUGUGCCUCCAUUUUGGGCUGAAACCGAGAAAGGGAUUUUUGAUGCCAUAUUGCAAGGGGAAAUUGACUUUGAAAGCCAGCCGUGGCCAUCUAUUUCAAACAGCGCUAAAGACUUAGUUCGUAAAAUGCUAACAAUGGAUCCAAAGAAACGGAUUACUUCUGCGCAAGUUCUGGAGCAUCCAUGGAUAAGGGAAGGUGGUAAUGCAUCUGAUAAACCAAUUGAUAGUGCAGUGCUCUCCAGAAUGAAACAAUUCAGAGCAAUGAACAAGCUCAAGAAACUUGCGUUGAAGGUCAUUGCUGAAAAUUUAUCCGAAGAAGAAAUCAAGGGUCUUAAGGCGAUGUUUACAAACAUUGAUACUGACAAAAGUGGCACAAUAACAUAUGAGGAGUUGAAGUCUGGACUGGCUCGGCUGGGUUCUAAAUUAACUGAGAAUGAAGUGAAACAACUGAUGGAAGCAGCUGAUGUGGAUGGAAAUGGAACGAUUGAUUAUAUUGAAUUUAUUACUGCUACAAUGCACAGACACAGGCUCGAAAGAGAUGAGCAUUUGUUCAAGGCCUUUCAAUAUUUCGACAAGGAUCAUAGCGGCUUCAUUACGAGAGAUGAACUUGAAUCUGCUAUGAAGGAGUACGGAAUGGGUGAUGAAGCCACUAUAAAGGAAAUAAUUUCAGAGGUGGAUACAGACAACGAUGGAAGAAUCAAUUAUGAGGAAUUUUGCGCGAUGAUGAGAAGUGGUACUACUCAACCACAGGGGAAACUUUUCUGAAACUGAGGGUGAAAAGGACCAAUUGACUGUAGAGCCACGAAGAGAUUAAGCUUUUUCCCUUGGUAUUUCUUUACGAUUUGUGUAAUGAUAGGAUAAAUAUCGUUAAUUUGAGGCAUUUGAUUUGGAUUUUUCUUUUCAAGUGAAUCUAAGUUUGUGUAUAGUUGUCACUUGUCAGCUGAGUUCUAAAAAGGUUUAUAUUUUCCUUGCUUUCCUUCAACCCAGUGGAUUCCAUUUUACAGUUCCCAUGUGUUGUUACUGUGAAAUAGAAGCAGAAUACAAAUGUGGUCAUGUUUAUAAUUUAUAAGUGAAAUUCCAACUUUUGAGAAUAGUAACGACAAACUGGACUCCAAUGGAACCUGAUGUUGGUUUUCAUUUUUGAUCCCUUGAAAUGCGUCCACUCAAAGAUAUGUUGGAAUUUGGAAACAAGCCAUCCACUGCCCCAAAAGCAAGC
Messenger RNA from Oldenlandia corymbosa var. corymbosa, 2551 nucleotides. NCBI's taxonomy places the organism in Eukaryota, Viridiplantae, Streptophyta, Magnoliopsida, Gentianales, Rubiaceae. The record is from the annotation of a GenBank genome assembly.